This is a messenger RNA of Xenopus laevis (African clawed frog), 3257 nucleotides long. RefSeq names its product VPS35 retromer complex component S homeolog (gene vps35.S). Lineage: Eukaryota; Metazoa; Chordata; Amphibia; Anura; Pipidae. The record is from RefSeq and is marked provisional. Gene Ontology annotation, molecular function: D1 dopamine receptor binding. Gene Ontology annotation, cellular component: endosome; late endosome; retromer complex. Gene Ontology annotation, biological process: retrograde transport, endosome to Golgi; regulation of transport; neurotransmitter receptor transport, endosome to plasma membrane.
GCUCCGUUCUAGAGCUGGAAGCAGAGUGAUCAUGCCGACGACCCAGCAAUCCCCCCAGGAUGAGCAGGAGAAGCUCCUGGAUGAAGCCGUUCAGGCUGUGAAGGUUCAGUCUUUCCAGAUGAAAAGAUGCUUGGAUAAAAACAAACUGAUGGAUGCUCUGAAACACGCCUCUAACAUGCUUGGUGAGCUGCGGACUUCAAUGUUGUCUCCAAAGAGCUAUUACGAGCUGUACAUGGCUAUAUCAGAUGAGUUGCACUAUUUAGAGGUGUAUCUUACGGACGAGUUUGCAAAAGGAAGAAAAGUAGCUGAUCUCUAUGAGCUUGUACAAUAUGCUGGAAAUAUUAUUCCCAGGCUUUACUUGCUGAUCACUGUUGGAGUGGUGUAUGUCAAGUCUUUUUCCCAGUCAAGGAAGGACAUUCUGAAAGAUAUGGUAGAGAUGUGUCGUGGUGUGCAACAUCCUUUAAGGGGACUCUUUCUCCGGAAUUACCUUUUGCAAUGCACCAGGAAUAUUUUGCCAGAUGAAGGGGAGCAGACAGACGAGGAAGUAACCGGAGACAUCAGCGACUCAAUGGAUUUUGUGUUACUGAAUUUUGCGGAAAUGAACAAGCUGUGGGUAAGAAUGCAGCACCAAGGUCACAGUCGAGACAAAGAGAAGAGGGAACGAGAGAGACAGGAGCUUCGAAUCUUGGUGGGAACAAACUUAGUGAGACUAAGCCAACUGGAAGGUGUAAACGUGGAAAGAUACAAACAGAUUGUGCUGCCUGGAAUAUUAGAACAAAUCGUAAACUGCAGAGAUGCUCUUGCUCAAGAAUACCUCAUGGAGUGCAUAAUUCAGGUUUUUCCAGAUGAAUUUCACCUUCAGACUCUAAACCCUUUCCUUAGAGCUUGUGCUGAGGUCCACCAAAAUGUGAAUGUGAAGAAUAUCAUUAUUGCUUUAAUUGACAGGCUAGCUCUGUUUGCACAUCGAGAAGAUGGGCCCGGAAUACCACCAGAUAUCAAGCUCUUUGAUAUUUUCUCUCAACAGGUGGCCACAGUCAUACAGUCCAGACAAGACAUGCCUUCAGAAGAUGUGGUUUCCUUACAAGUGUCUCUCAUUAAUCUUGCCAUGAAAUGCUAUCCAGAUCACGUUGAUUAUGUUGAUAAAGUGCUUGAAACAACUGUGGAAAUCUUUAACAAGCUCAACCUCGAACAUAUCGCCACAAGCAGCGCUGUUUCCAAGGAACUUACCAGACUUUUAAAAAUACCUGUUGAUACUUACAACAACCUCCUAACUGUGCUCAAGCUGAAACACUUCCACCCUCUCUUUGAAUAUUUUGACUAUGAGUCUAGGAAGAGCAUGAGUUGCUAUGUUCUUAGCAAUGCACUGGAAUAUAAUACAGAGGUUGGCUCUCAAGAGCAGGUGGAUGCUAUCAUGAACCUGGUGUCGACGCUUAUACAGGAUCAGCCUGAUCAGCCUGCAGAGGAACCAGAUCCAGAGGACUUUGCAGAUGAGCAGAGUCUUGUAGGCAGAUUUAUUCAGCUGUUACGAUCAGAUGAUCCUGACCAGCAGUACUUGAUUCUAAACACAGCUCGGAAACAUUUUGGAGCUGGUGGGAAUCAGCGAAUACGAUUCACAUUGCCACCGUUAGUUUUUGCUGCCUAUAAGCUUGCAUUCCGAUACAAGGAAAAUUCCAAAGUGGAUGACAAAUGGGAGAAAAAGUGUCAAAAGAUCUUCUCCUUUGCACAUCAGACAAUCAGUGCAUUGAUUAAAGCUGAACUGGCUGAGUUGCCCCUUAGACUUUUCCUCCAGGGUGCAUUGGCAGCUGGCGAAAUUGGAUUUGAAAACCACGAGACAGUGGCCUAUGAAUUUAUGUCUCAGGCAUUUUCGCUUUAUGAAGAUGAAAUCAGUGAUUCUAAAGCGCAGUUGGCAGCCAUUACAUUAAUAAUUGGAACUUUUGAGAAGAUGAAGUGCUUUAGUGAGGAGAACCAUGAGCCUCUGAGAACCCAGAGUGCACUUGCUGCUUCCAAGUUACUGAAGAAGCCUGACCAGUGCAGAGCAGUUAGCAUCUCUGCUCACCUCUUCUGGUCCGGACGCAACACAGACAAAAAUGGGGAGGAGAUUCAUAGUGGCAAGCGAGUCAUGGAGUGUUUGAAGAAAGCUCUUAAGAUCGCUAAUCAGUGUAUGGAUCCCUCACUCCAAGUCCAGCUGUUCAUCGAAAUUCUGAAUCGAUACAUCUACUUCUAUGAAAAGGAAAAUGACGGGGUCACUGUCCAAGUUUUGAACCAACUCAUCCAAAAAAUCAGAGAAGACCUUCCAAAUCUGGAUGCCACGGAGGAAACCGAUCAAAUAAGCACCCAUUUUAAGAACACACUUGAACAUUUACGCCUGCGGAGAGACUCACCAGAGGGCGAUGGUCCAAUCUAUGAGGGUCUUGUUCUUUAAGAAGCAGAACCCGCAUCAUGUUUGACCUAAUCCUUUCUUUCCAUUAACCUAAAUGCUUGUAUCUUUUUUUUUUUUUUUUUUUUUGUUAUGCCUUUUGACUGUCUUACUCAAAUUUUUUUCUCCAUAGAUUGUGCCUUUUGGAAAUGCCAAGUAGACAGACCGUUAAAUUCCUCUAAGCACUCGAAAGCAUUUACUUAACUAUGGCAAAUGGAGGAGCCUUCAGAAUGGACCAUUAUGCGUUAGUUUGGCACUAGGUCUGGUCUCAUCUGUAAUGGUGUAGGGAUUACAGAUGCCUUACACAUUGAUUAGCUUAGCCAAUGUAUUGGAAGGUAAAGCUUAAAAACCUUAGAGCAUUUAUCCCAGAAUAGAGCAAUAUUGGAAAUAAAUUAUUCUGUACUGUUUGAGAACUAACCUUAUGUCUCCUCUGUGCUGUAAAAUUGGCUCAAGAGUAUUAUGAAGUUUCUCACCGAUGAGUCAGUAUUUGUGGGCUUCAGCUGUUGGUUUAAUGUAAAGCAGGGACAGCAUCAUACCCUUACACCCCUUCUCUGGUCGUGCAUGCCUAGAAAUGUUUUAAAGCGCCAUGUUCCAAAAAGAGAAGCUAUAUUUUGCAUAACAAAGUUCUGUGAUGUGCAGUGAGGGCCGGUACUAUGCACAGAACUUCUGUAUCAAUAGAGUUUUGUUCUGUAUAGUAUAAAAUUGAUUGCGACCGAGAAAAUGUGUAAUCUAUAUAGUGUAUGUAUUCCCAUUGCCAUUGUAAAUUUAGGGAUAAAUCGUUGCACCUUUAUUUAGGCUCAUCAUUUGCAUCUGUGAUAUAAUAAAAUUGCGAUUAACAGGA